GUGCAUCCGGCUACAAACAUAGCGACCUGACACACUAAGAUCCACAAGGCCGAGACGCAUGCUCACGUUUCACAACAAUUUCCUCUCAUUUGGAUUACCCGUCUGCUUUAAAGCCUUUCUCCACACACGGGGCGCAUUUCAGUACUUUAAGAAGACGAGACGAUUCCUGACAACAUCGAUCCAAAGCGCAAAGAAACACGCUAGCUCCCGCGGCUAACGCAAGCUAGCCGAGUUAGCCGCUACAUUGCAUUAUAUAUCCUUGGUUUCUCUACGCAUCUGACCUCUACCACAAACAUUGGCGCAUUGGGAUUUCACCAAAAAGGGGUUGCUAAUACCCCACACCUACCCAAAGUUAUUUCUGCCAAUUGGAAAGUGGACUGCCCUUGAAUAUGCUACAAAAUGAGUCAACGAGAUACUUUGGUUCAUCUCUUUGCUGGAGGAUGUGGAGGUACGGUGGGAGCCAUCUUGACGUGUCCUCUGGAGGUGGUGAAGACGCGGCUGCAGUCCUCCUCCAUCACGCUCUAUGUGUCUGAGGUGCAGCUCUCCACCGUCAAUGGAGCCAGUGUUGCCCGAAUGACGCCCCCCGGACCCUUGCACUGCCUCAAGCUGAUUCUAGAGAAAGAAGGUCCCCGUUCUCUGUUCCGAGGCUUGGGGCCAAACUUGGUGGGCGUGGCUCCUUCAAGAGCGAUCUACUUUGCUGCGUACUCGAUGGCCAAAGAGAGACUGAAUGGAGUGUUUGAGCCGGACUCCACACAGGUGCACAUGGUCUCAGCUGGACUGGCAGGUUUCACGGCCAUCACAGCGACCAACCCCAUCUGGCUCAUUAAGACUCGACUGCAGCUCGAUGCCAGGAACCGUGGCGAGCGGCGUAUGAAUGCGUUUGAGUGCGUGCGUCGCGUGUACCGGGCGGACGGUUUGAGGGGCUUCUACAGGGGAAUGUCCGCCUCGUACGCCGGCAUCUCAGAGACUGUGAUCCACUUUGUGAUCUACGAGAGCAUCAAGAGGAGGCUGCUGGAGGCCAAGGCUCCGCCCAUGGACGAGGACGAGGACGCUUCCAAAGACGCCUCUGACUUUGUGGGAAUGAUGCUCGCCGCGGCAACGUCCAAAACCUGUGCCACCACCAUAGCUUAUCCUCACGAAGUGAUCCGGACGAGGCUACGCGAAGAAGGCACCAAGUAUCGCUCCUUCUUCCAGACUCUAACCACAGUCCCCAAAGAAGAGGGAUAUCGAGCGCUUUACCGAGGGCUCACCACUCACCUGGUCCGACAGAUCCCCAACACCGCCAUCAUGAUGUGCACCUACGAAUUUGUUGUCUAUCUCCUCAACGGAUAAAAAAAACAAAACA
Periophthalmus magnuspinnatus is the source of this 1345-nucleotide messenger RNA. RefSeq names its product solute carrier family 25 member 36-A-like. Lineage: Eukaryota; Metazoa; Chordata; Actinopteri; Gobiiformes; Gobiidae. Gene Ontology annotation, biological process: pyrimidine nucleotide import into mitochondrion. The record is from RefSeq and is a predicted model, not a curated record. Gene Ontology annotation, molecular function: pyrimidine nucleotide transmembrane transporter activity. The transcript has 7 exons. Gene Ontology annotation, cellular component: mitochondrion. The coding region runs from base 400 to 1332 and encodes 310 amino acids.